This is a messenger RNA of Dendronephthya gigantea, 891 nucleotides long. RefSeq names its product exonuclease 1-like. The transcript is spliced from 7 exons. Lineage: Eukaryota; Metazoa; Cnidaria; Anthozoa; Malacalcyonacea; Nephtheidae. The coding region runs from base 1 to 891 and encodes 296 amino acids. The record is from RefSeq and is a predicted model, not a curated record. Gene Ontology annotation, molecular function: 5'-flap endonuclease activity.
AUGGGUCUCUCACCAAACAAAAAUCAAACAGCGGAAAAAGAGAAAUCAGACUCUGAUUCUGGAGAUGAAAGUGAUAUUGAAUCCACUUUCUCAUUGUGCGAUGAGGAUGGAACUGACAUUGCUCUUGCAGAAAUCGGUUCAAGCUCCGAGGAAGACAACAAAGCUGGAAAUGAUGUUGAAAUGUCUAGUGUAGUCUGCAAGUCUGAAGAUGUGAUGUACAUUGUUUACCCUUAUGAAGCUGAUGCCCAGAUGGCUUAUCUUGUUAAGAAUGGAGACGCUGAUUUUGUUGUCACUGAAUACUCUGACCUUUUGACCUAUGGCUGUAAACAGGUAAUGGCGAAGGUUAAUAUGAAUGGGGAUGGUGAGUUAUUUUUGUUGGAUAAAGUACUGGAUUGUUUACAUCUCACCAUUCCACAAUUUCAAAACAUGUGUAUCGCUGCUGGAUGUGACUACCUGAAGAAUGUGAAAGGUUUUGGCAUCAACAAAGCAUACAAGGCAAUCAAGAUGUAUGGAUCUGAUUUUUUGCAAUUCAUACCCAAUGCACCUGCAGAGUACAUAGAUUCGUUUAACAAAGUUUUUGCAGUUUUUAACCAUCAAACUGUUUUUGACAUCAAUACUUGUCAAACUGUACCAUUGCAAGAAACAACAACUGAACUUUCUCUAGAAGUGCAGUAUCUCUGUGGAAAUGAUUGUGGAGAAACAGAAAUAGUUGGAGAAAUCAAUUCAAGAAAUAGAGGUAUAGAAUUACCGGGUCUGGGUCAACUCAAUAUUUUUCCAAAUCCUGACGAAUGCGUGAUUACACAAGCUUUGGACAAUGUUAAUGGUUGUGUGGAAGAAGCAGUGGAAGUAUUACUUGGAGAUGACACAGAUUAUAAAAUUGAAAUCCUGUAA